Molecule: messenger RNA, 2156 nt
Organism: Klebsormidium nitens
Lineage: Eukaryota; Viridiplantae; Streptophyta; Klebsormidiophyceae; Klebsormidiales; Klebsormidiaceae
Source: the annotation of a GenBank genome assembly
GUUCCUUUCAAAGACACGGUUGGCAGACACCUGAGACAGCCUGCAAUGGUCGCACCAAUUGAUACCACCAAUAAUGCAGGGUCCAUCAUGCAACCAUUGCAAGGUUUCCAGGGCCACAACCGCAUUCUGUGGACGUACUUCUGGUUAGCUUCUUGCGUCUGCAUUGAAGGGCAAUCUGGGAGAAGCAUUCUGCAUUCUGCACAGGAUUUUCAUCAGAAGUGAAGUUGACAAAUGCCACAAAGGAGUAAAACUUUGAAGCGCAUCAGAAAGUACCAGCGGUAGGAUGGUCACACUCACACUCCACUCCGCAUCGGGGUUCAGAGAAGAUGGUAGGGGGACAGUUGACGACUGAAGACAUCACCAAGAAGCACUGGAUGCCUCUGGAGGCGGUGCACAGAUGCGUCAAUCCUGGCUGUGGAGUCAGUCUUGCUGAUUCAAGCAGCAAGUAUCACUGCUUCUCCUGUGGAAACAUCUUCUGUCUGAAGUGUGCUUCUCAUUUCAUGCCGCUCGAUCCGGGUACAGCUCAGUUUACCAGUGGUGGCAUCCCAGCCCGAGUGUGCUCCCUUUGUCUGGAGAAGGGGAAAGAAACAGAGGCGCCCGCCGAGUCACUGGUCGGGUGGCCUUUGUCAAACACAAAACUUGAGAGCUCCGGGGGUGGCAAACCUGUGAGCCCACCAUUUUGGCAGCAGCAGAAAAAAGCCACCAGCUCCUCUGAGGUGAUUGUCGGGGAGGACCCCUGUCCACAGAUGGCUUUUAGCCACGGAGAACUUCCGGAAGCGCCAUCAAAGAACGCCGAGGAAAAAAGUGAGCCCUCGGUCCAGAGUCCACCUGCUGAUGGUGCUGUCACCCCCCCUGAGUCACAUGUGACUGCUGGCGAUGAGGAGAGGGGGAAGAGUGGACUCAGAGAGAGGGGGGCUUCCACCGUGGGGGCUGUGACUCUCGAGGGCUUCUCCUUUAAGGACGGGGUGUCUCAGGAUAGACCAGAGUCCAGGCGCCCCUCGAUUGCAGCUGAACCCAGUAAAACGACUGGCUCACAAAUCCGAGGCCCCAGUGAAAAAGCCAACCCCCCGCUGUUCACGGAAGCAGCGAGUGCGCCCCUCGUUUCAGAGGGCAGUGCCGAGAGAGGGGCGGUCAACUCGAGCCGAGCUGCAGCCCUCGACCGGGCAGCUUCUAAGCAAGGGAAAAAAGGGAAGACGCGGGUGGUUGAUCUGUAUGACGAGCUGCUUGUCGGUGACACGGGUAGUCAAGCUGGGAGGGAGUCUGAAGGCGGAGAAAGCGAUUUGCAGGGCGGCGAUGCGGCCGGACCAGCCCAGGGGAGUAAAGGCGGUACUGGUUUGCCGCCCACUCGUGCCAGCAGUCUCAGGGCUGCUCUCUCUUCUGAAAUGAGCGCGGGGCCACCCUCUUCCGCGCGGCUACAGCGGACCUCUACACAAACUAGCGGCAGCGGCAGGUGGUUGUGGGGCGGCCUGCUCGGCAAGGCGCCCAAGGUCGAUCCGCAGGUUUUAGAGACCAAGCUGUCCAACAUGACAUCAGAAAUCCAGGCACUUCGAGGGGAGGUGACGACAGCCGAGGAGCAAGCAGUGACUGUUCAAGCAGCGCUGGACCACCUGGACGGCCUUCUGCGGUCAGCAGCCCUGGCCGAGUACCUCGUCAUCAGAAUGCGCUGGCAGAGCGACACGUCGAACGGCCUGCCGUCUGCAGGCCUUGACGAGGGGAGUUUCGACGGAGAUUGGCUGCAGCGCUUCCUAGUCCUGGAGGACGACACGCUCUCAUACUACUUCCGCGCCACAGAUCCGCGGCCCCAGGGCACCAUCCCGCUGUCGCAGGUUGUCGAGGCAGGCCCGCUGACGUCAGCCGGCCCGGGUGGAGCCGAGGAAGCUGCUGUGCACGGCUUCUACGUGGCCACGUGUCACGGCCUCCAGCUGCAGUGCGCGAGCGCUAACAAGUUCAAGUGCCGAACGAGGACAGGUUUACCGAGAUCCCGAGUAUGCUACACGAUGUUACAAAGUGGAGCUCUGGCUCACAACGAUCAGCGAGGUGAUGUGCCAGAUCAAGCCGAGCGACUGAUUGCGAUGGCCAGCUCAGCACAGUCAAUAAGAGGACAGCAAGUGGACGAACAGCAUUGGCACGAAAGAAUCUUCCUCUUCCGAUUAUAG